Messenger RNA from Aspergillus melleus, 2515 nucleotides. RefSeq names its product putative thiamine pyrophosphate enzyme. The coding region runs from base 371 to 2167 and encodes 598 amino acids. Gene Ontology annotation, molecular function: magnesium ion binding; flavin adenine dinucleotide binding; thiamine pyrophosphate binding. The transcript has 4 exons. Lineage: Eukaryota; Fungi; Ascomycota; Eurotiomycetes; Eurotiales; Aspergillaceae. Gene Ontology annotation, biological process: L-valine biosynthetic process. The record is from RefSeq and is a predicted model, not a curated record. Gene Ontology annotation, cellular component: acetolactate synthase complex; mitochondrion.
CUCGGCUGGCUCAACCGACGGUCUAGAUGACCUAGGCUAAACAUCGGACGGUAUGUGAACUAUACAGAGUAUGUACAUACAUCCAGAGAUCCAGACUGAAUCUGCGAUGGCGGAAUUGCGCCGGGAAUCAAAUCGCGGGGAAGUGCAGGAGAAAAGUGGACCGGCGGAAUUGACGACCAACAAUCGACUCGCCCUGGCUUCAACUGAGUUACUUCCUGCUGUUCAACUGACUUGCCGGGGUUUGCCAUCGGUCUGUUCCCCGAUCUGCUGUUAUUAAGCUCGCCUUGGAGCUCGCCUUUAUCUGCUCAUUGUCUCUGCUCCCGUUGCUCAUCCCCUCACAUCCUUUCAGAGUCAGGGGUGAAUUGCUAUCAUGGUCUACACUGCAUCAUUUGCCUUUUUUGAGGCCCUCUGGGAGGCCGGCGUCUCCCAUGUCUUCGUCAACCUGGGCUCCGAUCACCCUUCCAUCCUGGAAGCCAUGGUCAAGGGUCAGAAGGAGAAGCCUGAUGAGUUCCCCAAGAUCAUUACCUGCCCCAACGAGAUGGUGGCGCUGUCGAUGGCCGAUGGUUACGCCCGCCUAACCGGCAAACCGCAAUGUGUCAUCGUCCACGUCGAUGUCGGCACACAGGGACUGGGAGCGGCCGUACACAAUGCCUCCUGUGGUCGAGCCCCCGUCCUGAUCUUCGCCGGUCUCUCCCCCUUCACCAUCGAUGGGGAGAUGCGCGGGUCCCGCACCGAAUACAUUCACUGGAUCCAAGAUGUCCCCGACCAGAAGCAGAUCGUCUCCCAGUACUGUCGCUACUCGGCGGAAAUCCGAUCCGGCAAGAAUGUCAAACAGAUGGUCAACCGCGCCUUGCAGUUUGCGACCAGCGACCCCAAGGGCCCUGUCUAUCUGGCCGGCGCUCGAGAGGUCAUGGAGGAGGAGAUCACGCCCUACCAGGUGAAUCAGAAUGUCUGGGGUGCCGUUGCGCCAUCUGCCCUGCCCUCCGAUGGAGUUGAGUUGAUCGCGCGUGAGCUCGCCGCCGCUAAAGAGCCGUUGGUGAUUGUGGGAUACUCGGGUCGGGUCGCGCAGGGAGUCAAGGAGCUGGUCACCCUGGCCGACACGUUCAAGGGAAUACGCGUCCUGGACACCGGUGGCAGCGACAUGUGUUUCCCCGGAGACCACCCGGCGUCAUUGGGUCUGCGGUUUGGCGUGCAUGACGCCGUUAAGACGGCCGACUUCAUCCUGGUCGCCGACUGCGAUGUCCCCUGGAUCCCCACGCAGUGUAAGCCCUCUGACUCGGCCAAGGUCAUUCACGUUGACGUGGAUCCUCUGAAACAACAAAUCCCCGUCUUCUAUCUCCCUUCCAUGGCCACCUUCCGGGCCGAGUCUGCCACCGCGUUCAAGCAGAUCAACGAAUACGUUGCGUCCAACGCCUCGUUGCAGCAAACCAUCAAGUCCGAGGAAAACAAUGCCCUCGGCAAGCGUCGCGAAGAAGCAUACAAGAAAGCCCGCCAGGCCGUGACCGACCUAGCCGUAGUACCCUCGGGCGGCGACGACGCUUCCCUGAACGCAUCGUACUUCAUGUCCGAGGUCCGCAAGGGCUGUCCCGCCGACACCAUCUGGGCCAUCGAAUCCGUGACCCUCACCGGCAUCGUCGCCGACCAGAUUAAUGCCACCCUGCCCAAGUCGUGGAUCAACUGCGGCGGUGGAGGACUCGGCUGGUCCGGCGGAGGUGCCCUGGGCAUCAAACUCGCCAGCGACGACCAACACGGCGGCAGAAACAAGGGCAAGUUCGUCUGCCAGGUCGUCGGUGACGGCACUUACCUCUUCUCCGUCCCAGGCUCGGUCUACUGGAUCUCGCGCCGCUAUAACAUCCCCAUCCUCACCAUCGUGCUGAACAAUAAGGGCUGGAACGCCCCGCGCCGGAGCAUGCUCCUGGUGCAUCCCGAGGGGGACGGUUCGCGCGCCACCAACGAGGAGCUGAAUAUCUCGUUCGCCCCAACUCCGGAUUAUCCGGGUAUUGCAAAGGCCGCUUCCGGAGGCGAGAUCUGGGCUGGUCGCGCAGGCACCGUGGCGCAGUUGGCGAAGCUGUUGCCGGAGGCCAUUCGGACUGUGCAGAACGGAACUUCGGCGGUGUUGGAGGCCCAGCUGGACGGAACUGUGGGGAAGUAUGUUGAGAAGAAUUAGACCGCCAGACCUAUAUUUGGCCGAUAGAUGAUACAUGAUCCGAAGAACUGAAUAUUACGUAUAGUACAAUGUGAACUGGGUUCCCUUCAUGAUGAACGCAACCAUUCAGGACAAUGUCGCGGGGAGACUAAUGGUAAGGUGUCCAUCUAGAGCCAUAGAGAUGAUACUGGCUUUGAAGAGCCUGACCAAAUCACUCUUACGACGAGUUAAGAUAUAUUCCAAGUAAAUAUCUCGUAGCAUUGAGGCCUAGAUGAGGCAGCAUCCGAAACCUGGUAUGUAUGACAUCAUCGUUGUCUGGAUCCGAAAUUUCGGAUACCUUCAUAGAAACUAUCUAUACGACUAUCUUGA